Molecule: messenger RNA, 4149 nt
Organism: Candida dubliniensis CD36
Lineage: Eukaryota; Fungi; Ascomycota; Pichiomycetes; Serinales; Debaryomycetaceae
Gene: RAX2
Product: Rax2p
Exons: 1
Coding region: 1-4149 (1382 amino acids)
Biological process (GO): positive regulation of establishment of bipolar cell polarity regulating cell shape; cellular bud site selection
Cellular component (GO): cellular bud neck; plasma membrane of growing cell tip; cellular bud scar
Source: RefSeq, a predicted model, not a curated record
AUGUUUGUACAGUUCCAUCAUUUAUUAUUGCUUCUAAUAUCAAUUAUUAAACUAUGUCAAGCAGAUGAUAACGAUAAUUCCUUUUUCCAAUCAGUAUCACAACCAACAUUAAACUAUAAGGAUACAGGUGAUAGAAUAGGACUUUUCGGUUCAUUUGAAGAAUUAUCAUUUUAUUCCUUUGUUAAUUCUUCACAAAUAGUUAAUGAUCCUGAUAAUUCAGUAUCAAUAUUUCAAAAAAAGCGUGAUGUUUCAAAUUCCUCAUCAACAAGUUUCUCCAAUAGUUUAUAUCUUCAAGAUAUUACCAAUAAUUAUAGUUUGAAAUUUGCUGAUAUAAAUGGACAAGUGAAUCAAUUAUCAAAAAUCUCCAAUGAUUCUGUCAUAUUGAAUGGUAAUUUUACUCUGUUCAACAAUCAAUCAGUUAUUAGUCCCAUUAUUUUCACCAUCUCAUCCAAAGAAGUAACAAAAAUAUUUAACGAUGAUAUAAAUGGCACUGUUAAAACUAUAUUUCAUGACAACGACUUGAUUUAUUUGGGUGGUGAUUUUAAAUUCAACAAUACAUACAGUGCAGCAGUUUAUAAUAUUACUGCUAAAAAAGUCAACUCAACUCCCUUCCAAGGAUUUGGACCAAACUCUUCAAUCAACUCGAUUGCUAAAGUUUUAAAUGGAGAAAAAGACGAAGAAGAGUUGGGGUCUAUUCUUUUUGGAGGUCAAUUUGAUACUCUUGGAUUGUCUGAUUUAUUGGUUCAUAAUAUCACAUCCAAUAAUACUAAAAAACACAACACCAGUAACACAUCAAUUAUUAGUGCUGAACAAUUGAUUUCUCUUAGACAUGGUACUUUUACUUCAGUCAAUGGAGAAUCAUCAGAAGAAGAUGCAGCAGCUAUCGUUUGCCCUUCUGAUAACCACGAAUGGGCAGCACAAAAAAAUUCAGGUGCUGAAUGGAAAGUAGAAUUACCUGACGAAAUGAAAGGUAUCCAUCCAACCAAGGCAAGAAUCUAUAUCCCUGAGGGCCCCAAUGGAAUCAAAUUAUUUAGAAUUUAUUCUUAUCCUAACAAUGGUAUUAUGAAUUUAACUUAUAUCGACCCUGCUACUAACGAAUUGGCUUAUUGUGAUGCAUGGUGUCCAUUGCUUAAUUAUGACGAUUUGAAUGAUCAUGUCGAUAAUAAUAUACUUAAUGCCACCGACUUGAAUGAAGAUAAUUCAGUGUUUGUCGAUGAACAAGAUGGAUCUUAUUUCCAAUAUUAUGAUCCAUCAACGAAAACCAAGAAUUUAGGUUACGCAUCAAAUUUCCAAGAAUUUGCCUUUGUUGAUAAUGUUGGAGUCGAUACAGUUGGUGUGACUCUUAUUGAUUGGUAUGGUGAUCAAGGAAUAUUAGCUGGAUUUGAAUUAUAUCAAAACGCCAUCACUGUUUACGGGAAUGAUUCAUUAAAUGAUCCCAAUUGUCAAUCUGAUAUGUCUGAUGAUACUAAUAAUAAUGCCCAGAUUAAUUCUGGUACUUUCAAAUCAGUUCAAUCUAUAAACCCAGCCAUAACUAAUACUGAUUAUUUAGUCACUUCAGACACCAAUGCUAAAAUCACAAUGUAUCCAAACAUUUCUUACCUGGGUAAUUAUUCAAUUAUUAUGAUGACCCCUGGUUGUGCUUAUGAUGGAUCUUGUUCACGAAGGGCAAUUGUCAAUGUAACAGUUAUUGGAGAUGGCAAUGAUGUAUUAUCAACAAAAACCAUAUAUCAAAAUAAUGAAAAUGAUAAAUUUGAUUAUUUGUUCUAUGGUCAUUUAAAUGGAUCCAAGGCAAGUUCUUCCAGUAAUAGAAUUGAAAUUUCUUACAGGGGGACAGUUACCGAAGGUGUCACAGAUCCUUAUAUGGUUGUUGACAAGGUGAUAGCCAACAUUGUUUCCUUGGACAGUUAUUACGAUAAGAAUCUGACUAAUCAUACAAGAAAUAAUACUGGAUAUGAAUUGGCACCUAUAAAAUUGAAUGGGUUAUUUGAAUAUUCGUUAGCCAAUUUUUCACAAUUUGAUGAAUUAUUGGUGCACUACAAAAGAAAUAAUAAAACCUACAUCAGUCCUAAUAAUACUUUUGUUGGGAAUUCAUCAAUCAAUUUAUUAAGUGGACAAUUAUCUAAUGAAUCCCGUAUUGAUCAAAUUUCUUUACAAAAACAACAACAAAAUGGUAAUAAACAAUCAUUGCUACUAUUAGGGAAUUUUGAAUCUGAUAGUAAAAAUAUCACAUUAUCUAAUAACAAUUUAAUUUCUUUGACUAUUGACUCAUAUAACAAUACCCUUAAUGAAACAAACAUUGAUUUACCAUCAAAAUUAAAGAAAAGAGAUACACAAACAAUUCUUGGUGGCAAUUUCAACAAUUCAAUUACUCGUUUGAUUGAACUUCCUCGGGGCACUUUAGUCAUUGGUGAUUUUGCAUUGAGUGGGAAAGAUAGUUCAUCGUCCAUAAAAGAUUUGUCUAACAACAAUCAAUCAGUGUCAUCAGCAAAUAAUUUUGCCUUAUAUUCUGAUAAUCAAUGGUAUAGUUUUGGGAAUGAUUAUAUUAGCAAUGAUUUCAACCAAUUUACUAAUCUUACUUUAGAUCUGGUUGAAUAUUAUGUGUUUUCAGGUAAUGGAAAGUUUAAAACUUGGGACAAUGAUAAUUCUAAUUGGAUUACUGAUGCUUCCAAACAAUUGAAUCUUACUCAAGCAGCUCAAAUUAAUGAUCGUCAACAAAUUCUUGGUGGUACUGGGUUUAGUACCAUGCAAUUUCAAAGUGUUGAUCAAGCCUAUAUUGCCGAUGGGAAUUUCAGUAAAUUUGGUAUUGAUGUCAUUGCCAAUAAAUCAUUUAUGAUUAGUAACUCAUAUUAUGUGAAUGAUUCAUUGAGUGUUAUUGGAGGUAAAUUUGAAACUAAAGAUGUCAAAAAUGUUGGAUUUAUUAGUAAUUCUGAUCCAAAUAAUACCAUGACUGCUUUACAAGGUUCAAUAGUAUGGGGAGAUAAUACAGUGAUUCAAUCUUUAUAUGUUGAUAGUAGUGAUGAAUAUCUUUUUAUGGGGGUUAAUGGGUCAGUAAAAAUUAAUGAGCAAACUAACGUUACGGGUAUUGUCAUAUAUGAUUUGGUUAAUAAUACUUUUACUUCAUUCCAACCAGCAGAACUUUCUCAUAGUAAUGGUGAUCCUAUAUCAGUUAAUUCCAUGGUAUUAUUUGAUAAAGGAAAUAAAUUAUUAGUAGGUGGAGAUUUUGAUCUUGCUGGUUCAUUAUCUUGUCCUUCAUUGUGUGUUUAUGAUAUUGCUAACACAAGAUGGAUAAACCCACAAAAUGAUGCUACUACUACACAAACCAUAGGUGGAGUUGUUACUGAUAUGAAAUUUUUCCAAAGUAAUCAAGUAUUAAUUACUGGAAGUGAAUUAAAAUUGAAUGACAAUAGUGGAAUUAACUUUUUAAUCUAUAAUUUCAAUACCAAUUCAUUUAGUGUUAAAGAUUCAUUAAAUAAACUUGAUCAAACGGUGGAGAAAUUCAUUUUGAAUGAUGAAAAUAAUAAAAAUUUGGAUGGAAGAAUGAUUGUUUUUGGAGAAAAAUUUAUUAGUGGAUUUGAUGGAUCAAAUUGGCAACGUAUUGAUAAUGAUAUAAUUUAUGAAAAUUUCACUAGAUUUAAUGAUAUGAAAUUAUUAACUUUAGAUAAACCAUCAGAUUAUAAUCAAACUUAUUUUGAUAAAUCAAAAAUUUUCACAAUAGCUGGCGUUUUCCGAUUGAAAGAUUAUGGAUUAGUCAAUAUGGCAUUAUUUAAUGGUACUUCGUGGAUUCCUUAUGUUUUCACUUCUGUUCAACAACAACAACAACAACAACUGACCGAUUCAAGUUCUUCUCCAUUACAAAUUGGACAAAUACAAUCAAUAUUAAUUGAUGAUUCUUAUAGAUUUCAAUCAUCGGAUGAUUUGAAAAAAAUUAAUAAGAAUUUAUCUCGUGGUAAAAUUGUGGGUAUUUCAUUAGCUUGUGCCUUGGGUUCAACUACUUUAUUAGGAUUAUUAUACAUUAUACCUUAUUUUGCAUUAUUUAAAAAUAGGAAAGACGGAUAUUUCCAACCAGAAAGAAUUCACGAAGAUGAAAUGAUGGAUGCAGUUAAUCCAGAAGAUUUACUUCAUGAAAUAGAUUUACAAAGAGAGAAAUAA